Messenger RNA from Hemicordylus capensis (graceful crag lizard), 2706 nucleotides. Its product is annotated as vomeronasal type-2 receptor 26-like. The coding region runs from base 1 to 2706 and encodes 901 amino acids. Gene Ontology annotation, cellular component: membrane. The record is from RefSeq and is a predicted model, not a curated record. Gene Ontology annotation, biological process: G protein-coupled receptor signaling pathway. Gene Ontology annotation, molecular function: G protein-coupled receptor activity. Lineage: Eukaryota; Metazoa; Chordata; Lepidosauria; Squamata; Cordylidae. The transcript is spliced from 7 exons.
AUGGUACUCAGCAUGGUAUUAUCAGUGCUCUUGCUUCUGGUCCUGGUUACAUAUACAGCAUGCAAGACUCACAUCGUAACAUGCAGGCUUAAUAAUCCACGCCCUCUGCUUCAAAAAUACCAGCAGCCAGGGGACCUCAUCAUUGGUGGCAUAGCUUCUCAGAUCUUCAUGCUCUCCAUUGAAAUAGACUUUGCUGCAGAACCUGGAAUGACGUUGUCCACUGAGCCUCUGUUACUGGCUAAGAAUUAUCAACACAUUCUGUCCUUUGCAUUUGCAGUAAAGGAGAUCAAUGAAAACUCAAGACUCUUACCCAAUAUUACUUUGGGUAUCCACAUCCAUGACAGCUAUUUCAAGGCAAAGUGGACAUAUUAUUCCACGCUGCUACUUCUAUUCUCUUGGGAAAGAUUUGUCCCCAACUACCAAUGUGAUAUCAAGAAUAACUUGGUAGCAGUCAUUGCGGGACUGGACUCUCUAACCUCCCGUCAUGUGGCAACAGUCUUGGAUAUCUAUAAAAUUGCACAGCUCACCUAUGGUCCUACUCCAGUGAUGAAUGACAAAACCCCAGGACUUCCCUUCUAUCAGAUGUUCCCAAAUGAAGAACAUCAGUAUCGGGGGAUUCUUGCUUUACUUCUGCAUUUCAGCUGGACAUGGAUUGGGAUCCUUGUCAUGGACAAUGACAAUGGAGAAAGAUUUGUGCAAACAGUGUUCCCAUUAUUUUCCAAGAAUGGUAUUUGCUUUGAUUACAUAGAAAGGAUGCCCGAACUACCAUAUAUCUAUGACAUGUGGAGCUCGGUGGAAAAGGGGGCAGAAAUAUAUGAUAAAAUUUUAAGGAGCAAAGCCAAUGUAGUAGUGGCGUAUGGAGAUUCUUAUUCUAUGGCAUUUUUUAGAUUUUGGGCAUAUGCAUCAGAAUUAAAAUUUAUGAAAAAUGCACCAAAAGGUAAUGUGUGGAUAGGAACAGUUCACUUCGAACCUGCUUCAUUUGUUCUUCAAAGGACUUGGGAUAUACAAAUAUUCCAUGGUGCAAUUUCUUUCACAAUUCACUCCAGUGAUUUACCAGGAUUUCACCAGUUUGUUGAGAGAAUGAACCCUACCUCUGCUCAAUGGGAUGGUUUUAUCCAGGACUUCUGGGAGCAAGUUUUCAAUUGUGAAUUAAAAAAGCCAGAAAUGGAUUUGUUGGAGGGGAAUAUCUGCACAGGGGAGGAGAAGCUGGAGAGCCUUCCGGGGCUUUUGUUUGAAAUGAGAAUGACUGACCGCAGCUACAGCAUCUACAAUGCUAUCUAUGCAGUGGCCCAUGCUAUACAUUCCAUCUCCUCAUCUCAACUCAAACACAGAGUAAUGGCAGGUGAAGAAGGUCUGUACCUUCAGAAUCAACAGCGGUGGCAGCUGUGCUCCAUGGGUGAUUCCAGGGUAUAUCAUAUGCAUCAAGAUUUUGCCCUUGUGGAUCUGCUUGAUCACCUUCUGAGAACUCUGUCGUUUAACAACACUGCUGGCGACACAGUUUCCUUUGACCAGAAUGGUGAGAGAGUUGCUAACUUUGGUGUGAUCAACUGGGUUAUGUCCACAAAUCAAUCCUUUCAUAGAGUGAAAGUUGGGCAGAUGGAUCCCCAAGCUCCUCCAGACCAAGCGUUCACUAUUAAUGAGGAUGACAUUGCAUGGCACAGAUUUUUUAAUCAGGUACAGCCUCUUUCUCUGUGCACUGAGAGUUGCUAUCCUGGUUCCAGGAAGAGGGUGAAGGAAGGGGAGCCAUUUUGCUGCUAUGAUUGCAUCCCAUGUCCAGAAGGCAAGAUUUCGAACCAGAAAGACAUGAAUGACUGUCUUAAAUGCACAGAUGAAAAUUAUCCAAACAGAAAUCAAGAUUUUUGUAUUCCUAAGAAGAUCAGUUUCUUAUCUUAUGGAGAACCUUUGGGACUCGUAUUAGCCAGUUUUGCUCUUCUCUUUUCUUUUGUCACUGUUCUAGUGCUAGGAACAUUUAUGAAGCACCACAACACUCCAAUCGUCAAAGCCAACAACCGGAGCCUUACCUAUGCUCUCCUCAUCUGCCUCUUGUUUUGCUUCCUUUGUGCAUUGCUGUUCAUUGGUAUUCCUGAAAAGGUGACGUGCCUCCUACGACAAAUUACUUUUGUCAUCAUCUUCUCAGUGGCUGUUUCUUGUGUGCUGGCAAAAACCAUCACAGUGGUUCUGGCAUUCAUGGCCACCAAACCGGGUUCCAGGAUGAGGAAAUGGGUGGGGAAAGGACUGGCCAACUCCAUUGUGCUUUCCUCCUCCCUCAUUCAAUCAAGCAUUUGUGUUGUGUGGCUGGCAACAUCUCCCCCAUAUCCAGAUGUGGACAUGCACUCAAUGGUUGACAAAAUUAUACUUGAAUGUAAUGAGGGGUCUGUAAUCUUCCUUUACUUUGUCCUGGCCUAUAUGGGCUUCUUGUCCAUUGUCAGUUUGACUGUGGCUUUCUUUGCCAGGAAGCUACCUGACAGUUUCAAUGAAGCCAAGUUCAUCACUUUCAGCAUGCUGGUCUUUUGCAGUGUUUGGCUAUCCUUUGUUCCAACCUACCUGAGCACUAAGGGGAAAGACAUGGUAGCUGUGGAGAUCUUUUCUAUCUUAGUCUCCAGUGCUGGCCUGCUGGCUUGCAUCUUUUCUCCUAAGUGUUACAUUAUAUUAUUGAGGCCUGAGCUGAACAACAGAGAACAGCUCAUAAGAAGAAAGAGGAUGUAA